Molecule: messenger RNA, 966 nt
Organism: Dacryopinax primogenitus
Lineage: Eukaryota; Fungi; Basidiomycota; Dacrymycetes; Dacrymycetales; Dacrymycetaceae
Product: Brix-domain-containing protein
Exons: 2
Coding region: 1-966 (321 amino acids)
Biological process (GO): rRNA processing; ribosomal large subunit assembly
Cellular component (GO): preribosome, large subunit precursor
Molecular function (GO): rRNA binding
Source: RefSeq, a predicted model, not a curated record
AUGGCCCGCAGAAGAAAACACCGCACACAUGACAAAGGAGCUGCUCCAGAUGCGGACGAUGCGUCUACUCCGAAGUCUUUCAUCAUCAAGCAUGGUCAAGUGGGGUCCUCGCUCAGUGGGCUCGUGAGGGAUAUGAGGAAAGUGAUGGAGCCAAACACUGCAAGCCGGUUAAGAGAACGCACACGCAACAAAUUAAAAGAUUAUCUUACUCUCGCUCCUGCUUUGUCCGUCUCCCACCUCCUGCUUUUCACCCUCAGCGAACGCUCCCCGUACCUUCGCAUCGUGCGCACCCCUUCAGGUCCGACCGCAACAUUCCGUAUCGAGCGUUACUCUACCAUGGCCGACCUCCGCUCCGGAAAACGCAAGCCACGGGGUGAAGGCACUGAGUACCGGACAUCACCGCUCAUGGUGUUGAGCCAGUUCCCACAAGAACCGCCCAAUGGAUUGGUGGCGAAGCUCCUGCAAAGCCUCUUCCCCCCUCUUUCACCGCUGUCGCUCAAGCCUUCCUCGGCGAGACGAGUAGUCCUGCUCUCCUAUGACGCGGAAACAGGCACUAUCCAGCUGCGGCAUUACCUCAUUUCCAUCCGAUCGUAUGGCGUGAGCAGGCGGGUGCGGAAAGUGCUUAAACCUGGGCUGGAUUUGGGUAAUGUCAAGGAUGUGGCAGACUGGGUGCUAGGAGAAGAAGGUUACGAGAGUGCCAGCAGUGCGGGCAGCGAGGGAGAGGAGAUGGACUUGCCGGUGCUUGCUGCGCUCGGUGGGAGAACGCGCAAGGGUGAGGGCAGUGUCAGGGAAGGCAGUACGCAGGGAGACAGGAAGAGGGCGGUGAAGCUGGAGGAAGUGGGGCCGAGGAUGGAGCUGAGGCUGGUGAAGAUCACUGAAGGCGUGCCAGGGAAGGAAGGGGGUGUGAUAUUCCAUGAGUUUGGUACGCGAUCAAGCGUAUUGUUCUGGAGUGAAUGCUUAUAUUGA